UCACCUAUUUACGUCAUCGUUUUCAAAUCGUUUUGGUCUCAGUGCGUCCGAACGGACCCGGAUUCGUUGCGCUUUCAUAAAUUUCCAUUCUGGAGAGCUUUUUUAAAGGUUUCCGGAUACGGCCUGCAUUUUUCUGGAUAAGUGUGGGUGCUAAGCGUACCUGAAACUAAAGGUUUGGGGAUACAAACCAAUCCAGAUACGCGUAUAUGACCACCCGUAGCCUACGUCAUUGGCUUUACUUUAAGCGUGUUAAGCACUGUGGUGUUAAGAUCAAAAACGUGUGGUGUCGAUUUUCAGUCUUCUGUUUGAUGAAACUGUUUAACUUCCGGCGGCUAUAUGUAUAUGCUUUGCACGCUUUUUAGUUACACGUUAUUCACAUAGCGUUCAUGUAACUGAAAACAUUUCGGCCUGCCGUGCUCAUAGAGAAAAAAAUCUUUCAUGUAUGGAGGGAGCUCACGAACAAGAACAGCGUAAUUCACCACAAGAACGGGCACAUCUUCCUGAACAAGAUGUGGAAAAGAAGGAAACAAUUCAAAUAUUAAAUAAACGUCAGAUAAUAAUAUUUGAAGCCAUUACUGGCAUUAGAGAUUUUGUUUGUUCUGACGGCUUCAACAGAUUCUUAAAGGUCACCUUCAUCCUGCUUUGCAUACCUCAUGUGAUUUCGACUGUUUUCUCCUCCAUUUUCGACGCAUGGUGCAAUUUAUAUGAGCAUGCCUCUGUGACCAAUUGUUCCCAGCCUUUCUUCGUGCCGCAUCCCAGACAAUGGAUCUCAGCUUGGUUCGUAAUGUCAAUCAUAUCUCCCUUUCUUUUCAUUUCCAUCGUUUACACGGAUUGCCGGACGUGCAACUUCCAACGGAAGGGGUUUAGAAAGAUCUACAAAAAGGGAUCGUUUUGUUCAUUGAUGUUUUUACUCGCAGCGUCACUCAUAUAUUACUUCGUUCGGUUGAUUCCCUCAAAGGAAGAUAGAACCAGCAAGUUCAUGUCAGCCAUGAUGUUCCUUUGGAGUCCAGUUAACGCUCUCAUAAUCUGUUUUAUCAAUUAUGUACCCCGUGUACGAUGGCAGAAAAAAGAGACACAAGGGUGGCUAGGAUGCUUCUGUAAAAAUUGCGAUUUUUUCGUCUACUGGUGUGCGAUUUUGGUGUAUUUUUUCGAAUUGGUUUGCAAGAAUGCAGCCAUUAUGCUGAACGUGGCCCAAAGUUUCGACCCGUUUCUCCAGAAGAAUUAUUCCCAUUCGUUAAGCCCGUAUUGGGGGCUGAUGGUGAUAAUAAUUGGCUUUGAUCUUGCGUUCCAUGCACGUUUGCUCACCUUCUAUUGGGAGAAGAUUUUCUACGGAAAUAGAGAUCUGUUCGCAGAACCUGGUGGCGAUAUGGUGUUUGACGAGGAAGACUCGACAGAUAUAGAAUUACAAGAGUUGGCGCAUGAAGAGAGAGAACACUGCGUUUAAUAUCAAAAUCCGAGCACACUUAUGAUAACACCACCUUCAUAACAUUUUUAUUUUAACGAUAUGUUUUUUUUUACUUUUUACCUUUCUUAUAUAUAUUUAUAUAGUUUAUAUAUAUAUUACUCCAGCUCAUCCAGGGCUGGAUGGGAUUUCUCCACUUAUAUAACCGUGUAUUGGCCAUGUAU
Molecule: messenger RNA, 1626 nt
Organism: Dendronephthya gigantea
Lineage: Eukaryota; Metazoa; Cnidaria; Anthozoa; Malacalcyonacea; Nephtheidae
Exons: 2
Coding region: 443-1444 (333 amino acids)
Source: RefSeq, a predicted model, not a curated record